AUGCCACCUAAACCAAAUCCAGCUCAGUAAUAAUAAUAGCCACCUUAGACUACUUAAUCCUAAGUAUCCUAAAAAGUUAAUAAUCCUUAGACUGGUGCAAAGCCUCAAGCUUAGGCUUAACCUAAUCAACCAGGAUAAAAGGGAGGAGCUGUGUAGCAAUAAGAGCAUUCUUAAAACAAUAUGCAACUGCUUACUUUUGAUAAUACAAUAAUGAUUUAAAAGUUGCAACAUAUGUUCUAAUUUUCCUCUCAUUUAGAAGAGGUGAAAAACUCUGCAAAGUAAAUGAUAGAAAAAAGAAAUGAAACCUAAGUUAAAACAAUUGUUGAUAAAGAUGACGCUAUGUCAGAAAAUUAUGAGAGAGAUGUAGAGGAUAAACUUAGAAAAUGGAGAUUUAAAGAAAGAAAAAGAGAAUUUGUGGAAAGAAUCAACCAGCUUAACAUCAAAGAAAUGGUUCCGAAAUAGCAUAUUCAAAAUAAACUUAAGCAACUAUAAGAGAUUGAAAGCUUUCUCGGAAACAAGGAGGGUGAUAGAGAAGUUGAAGAAAAAUUAGGGCUAAAGUUAGCAAACAGAUAUCAUACUAUCUAACAUUAUGAUGAUCCCCUUCCGGGAGAAGAGCCGAUCAAAGAAAAAUCUUAUUUUGAAAAAAAGAAAGAGAGACUGGAGCAAGAAGGUAAAACUCAGCAUGAAAUUGAAGAACUAAUGGCAAAGCUGCAUGAAGAGAAAAAAGCAAGAAAAGAAAAAAAGAGAAAGGAAAGAAUUGAAAAAUAAGCUGAGCAGAAAAGACUUGAAGAGGUUAAAACAAAGAAGAAAUCAGAUAAAGAUUAAAAAGAAAUAGAAGAAAAAAGGAAAAAAAUUUAAGAAACAAUUAGUAAAAUAAAGGAAGACCGUUAAUCAUCAAUCUCUCAAAUGCUUGAGGAAACAAGGAAAAUUGUAAAGAAUCCUUUGUAUAGAUAAAUUGAAGACAAGUACAAGGAAGAUGAGGAGUCAGAAAUUGAAAAGCGUAAAAAGCAUCUUCAAUCUCUAAGAGAUUUAAGAUAGCCUCUUAAUAGAGAUGAAAUCCUAGAGCACUCAAAGAAAAUGGAAGAAUUAGUAAAGGAAAAGAAUGAAGAGAGAAGGAACAAAAGAAUGGCUUAGUUCACAAGCUCAUAUGAUUACAGCAAAUAUCACACUAAAUUCCUUGAUAGUAUUCUAGAGCAUGAAGCAGCUUAGGUCGAAGAAAAAGAAAGAAAGGACGAAGAGAGAUUAAGAGUUUAAGAACAGAGAGAUAUUUAUGACAAGUAUGUGAAAGAGAUGCAUUGGCCUAAAAUAUCUGAAAAGAAAAAGUAGGAACUAGAAGCACUUAAAAUGUCAAUGAAGACCUCCCCUAAACAUGGUAAAAAAUCACCUAGAAGUACUUUGGGCUAAAGUACAAAGGAUGGAAUGACCGCUAAUGGCCGUUACAGAGCAACUUCUGAACAUGGCGAGGACUCCACAAUGAAAAGCAAGAUUAUUGUUUGGCCAGAAAACACCAUGAAACCAAAACCAAAGGAAAAGAAAGAGGGAAAAAUAAUUGAUUGGCUUAGGGAGCAAAGAAAUAAGCAUGAUUAAGAUGUUUAAAACGGAGGUACACCUGUCCAAAAGAAUAAUGAUUGGAAGAAAGACCUUGACAAAAUGUAACUCCAUGGCAAGGAGAAAUAUGAUAUGUUUCUUGGCAAAGCCAAAGAUUUCGAAGAGAAGGCUAAAAGAAAGCAGUAGAUAAUUGGAACUACAAAAGGAGCUACUAUCGAAGAUAUUAUAGAACUAAAUGACAUGUACGUUGAAAGUAUAAAAGCCAAGUUAGAGCUACUUCACGACCUUGGCGAUAAAUAAUGA
This is a messenger RNA of Stylonychia lemnae, 1851 nucleotides long. The record is from the annotation of a GenBank genome assembly. Lineage: Eukaryota; Ciliophora; Spirotrichea; Sporadotrichida; Oxytrichidae.